UUUCGAGGGCGUUCAGCGGCUUUCAUUCAUGAAUAUUAACUAGCCAUCCUUCUUUAUUAAUAUAUAAAGGUCAAAAUCCCUUUGGUCAAGCCUAUUGGUUUACGUCACAUAGCGUAAUUAAUAUUCAUGAGGCAAGUCUUCGCCAUAGUAGAAUUCGUAAAUUCUUUAGCCGGCAGCGUCAAAGACAAACGCCGUGUGGACUUCAAAACACAAAUAAUGUCUUACACAGAUUUACUGGCAGCACUUGGGUAACAGUUUAGUAGGCGUGUGCAUGAAAAGAGGAUACCUAACAGAGUAGACUGAUGUAUAACCAUGGAUGAGGAUGACAGUCAAGAUGAGCUGAUCAACAGGAACGUCUCUCACGGAAAAGGCAAAAGGCCUGCAAUGUCUAUUGUCUCUGAUGAUGAAGACAAUUCAGAAGAUGAAGGAGAAUCAGAGGAAGAAGAGACAGACAGUGAGGAAGAUGCUGAUGGAGAGGAAGUUUUAGAUGGCGAGGAAGAAGAUGAUGGAGAGGAGGAUGACAGUGAAGAUGAAGACUCUGGUAAGGUCCUGGAGGGAGCUGUAGGGAAUGUUCCUGUGGAAGCAGCGGAUCUGAGUUCGGAUGAGGACUCUGAGAAAUGCCCGAUCUGUCUGAACUCUUUCCACGAGCAGCCCAUAGCCACACCAGAAGCCUGUGAGCACUACUUCUGUCUGGACUGUUUACUGGAAUGGUCAAAGAAUGCCAACUCAUGUCCCGUGGACCGCAAAGUAUUUUAUAACAUUUUCUUGAGAAAGUGUUACAAUGGCAAAGUCCAGAAAACAAUUGCAGUUCAGAAGCCAAUAAAACCCGGACAGGAGGAGCAGGUGGAUGUGGACUUGGAUCAGACCAGCUGUGAAGUAUGCGGAGGUCGAGACCGUGAAGAUCGACUCUUGCUUUGCGAUGGCUGUGAUGCAGGGUACCAUAUGGAGUGUCUUACACCUCCUCUUGAUGCUGUACCAGUAGAGGAAUGGUUUUGCCCUGAUUGCACCCCCAACAACCGCAACUCAGGCUCAGAUCAGGUCAGCGAAGAGGACAGCAGCUCUCUGCCCACCACCAGCCAUUCCCGAUCCAGACCCACCCGUGCCAUCGCAAGGACCCAGCACAGCGAACGGGUUCGGGCCAACGUCAACAGGCAUCGCAUCACGCAGGCACGCACAGCAGCGCAGCUUGCGCCAAGAUAUUUGAUGCAGUCCACAUGGUUGGAUGACACCAUCAACGCUGUAGUGGCCGGACUCAACACUGCCGUGUACGUGCGAGACCUUACCCCACGCCCCAAGCCUCGCCGGAAGAGGAGGACAGUUAAAAGAAGGAAAACCAAAGGCAAAUCCUCAGCAGCCUCCGGAGGGAAAACAAACCUGGGUGUUAAAAGGCGGAGACGCAAAGUCAGGAAGUCAAAAUCCAGGCGAAAAUUGGUCGUAAAAAACAAAACUAAUUCCAGAGGUCGUAUUGCACGGAGUUUAGGGAUCAGGAAACCCAGAUCUGGUUCAACCAUACCUUCAGUUUAUCGACCGUCUGAGUCCAGUUUAGGAAGUAUGCGGGCAGAGAUCGGAGCAGCCUCCUUUUCUGUGUAUGGAGAUCCCUUUGACCUGGACCCCUUUGAUGACCGAGAGGAGGAGAUUGAAGUUCAAACACCCUUGUCUGUUCUGGAUGCCAAACGCCGUGGCCUGUCCCGUUCUGCACUGCGCUCCCAUCAGCCUGUGGCCCGUCCCAUUACUGCUGGUCUCUCCAGGAGUGGUGGUGUGAGUAUCCCACAUUUGGCAGAGGUCGGAGCAGAAGCUCCAGUGCCUGAUCUUCUGGGGAGUAUUCUCAGUGGUCAGAGCAUGCUCCUUAUGGACAGUUCAGAUGUGGUCAUCAACAGAGACGGCUCUCUUAAAGCCACAAAACCUGUGUGCCUGUCCUUGCCAAGGAGCACAGUCCCUAGAGAAUCAAGCUCGGGGGAAACAGCAAGCCUGCCAAACUCCGAAACGAGUCCUUUUCACAACGGCGAAGGUGCCGGUCCUUCCUCUAGCCCCUUAAGUUCCUCUGGUUCCUGUUCAACACCACAGAAUCCCACAUCUCCAUGUCCACCCAUAAACUCUCCACAUCUUCCUUUCUCUUUCCCAUCUUCUACGGGACAUCCUCGCUUGCAUCCGGGACCUUCAUCUAAACCAGUCGCCUUAAACCCCCAGAGACCUGGAAAUGGGAUAAGAGGCCUUUCUGACACUCAACAUCAAGACAAGGGCAGCACCCCCCGUCAACCGCCUGUAAAAAAGCCCCCUCCCAAGCCUGUAUGGGUGGACGUUUCUAUUUUACCAAGGAUACCCAAAAUUAAAAAGGAGGGUACCUCCAGUGGCAAUAAUAGUGGAGGUGGUAGUAGUUUGCCCGAGUCUUCUGUGACCAGCUUAGCAGGCAAUACAGGUAGGGCACACACUGUCGACCAGCAAGGGACAAGUAACCGUGAGCCAGACAGGAGAGUGGAUGCUCAAAGGCAAAGACCAGACAGGGCUGGUGCUUCAUCUACUUUUUCUAGCUCUUUUACCUCCACCUCAUCUUCCGUAGGUGCCUCUUCCAACUCGCGUCCGUCCUCUUCUUCCGUUAGUUUCCGCAUUAACUCCAGCGGAAACCCGUGGCAUGCUCGGCGACUUUCUGCAUCAGGAGGGACUCUGCCAGGCAAUAAUGAGGAAACCGUAAAGAGAAAUGAUAAAAGAAAAAAGAUGAUGAUGUCUUUCAGAUCACAGUCUAAAGAGGUCAAAAAGGAGACCUAUGACCCCUUUGACCCUACAGGGUCUGAUUCUUCUGAUAAUGAACCGGAGAAUCAAGGUCCUGAUGUUAGCACCCCAAAUACUAGUGUGCCAGUAGGACCCAAUGAGGACGCCUGUCAUCAAGUCAAAUCUGAGCCUGUGGAUGUAGAUUUUAUGGAUGUGGAAAGCGACUCUGAAAUAUGUCCAUUAGUAAAAAUGGAGCCAGAGUCUUCGAGCGAAUCCAGACAGUCCCCAUAUCAACUGGAGACAGUCCAAUUUGAUACACCUAAUGUUGGGGAUUCUAGCAGUUGGGAGGUAAAGUUUGAAAAUGAUCACAGUGGACAACAGGAAAACCUGUUUAAGAAAAACUCAGAAUCAAGCUCGUCCUGCAAUGUUAAAAACGUUACGAUUAAGGUAAAGUCUGAGCCUGGGACUGAACCGCUAUCUGACAGCCCUCAAUCAAAGUCACUUAAAGAGGAGCACCCAGUGAAUUUACAGCAAUCUUCAAAAGGGAAUAUGAUGAGUAAAGGUCCGUCUCCAGUCGGCGAGCCUUGUAAUGCUGCUAAUAUCAUAGCAAAGGAGAACAGGGAAAGAACUCACAAGUCCGAAUCCAAGGACAGGAGGAGGUCACCCUCCGAUUCCCAAAGUCCACCUAAAGAUGCGCACAAAAAGAAACACUCAAAGUCGAAAGACAAAAGAAGGUCGCGCUCAAAAUCGAGGGAUCGGCAUCAGUCGGAUUCAAAAUCUAGAGAGAGGCCAAGGUCUCGCUCAAGAUCUAGGGAGAGAAAACGUCCACGAUCGAGAGACAGGAGGCGUUCGUCUAGUUCUAGCAGUAGAGAGAGGAAAACCAGGAGGAAGAGAGCCAGCCGUGAGAGGAGCGACAGCAGAGGACGAGAGAGACACAGGAAGAGGUCGAAAGAGAAAAAACGCUCUCGAUCCCGUUCGCAUUCCAGGUCGAGAUCGAGAGAGAGGCGGAAGAGAUCAAAGGAUUACGCUGAGAGGUCGAAGAGGCGCAAAUCAAGAUCAAGAUCUAGGGAUAGAAAAAGGCGAGAGGAUCGAUCGGAGAGCUCUCGAUAUACAGACAAAAUCUCUUAUAAAGCAGAUCACAUGUCCACUGAAAAAAAAGAGACGUCUUUAAAUGCAAACAAGACUAUAGCUCAUUCGAAAGUAGUAGAAAAAGAUUUAAGAGCAUUUGAGUGCAAGAGCUCGCUUUCAUUACCAUCGGUUAAAGAAGAGGUGCAGUCGGUCAAGAGUCCAACUCCAGGGUCAUCAAGGCAUGGGGACCAAACCGAAAUGCUUACAGAAACCAAAAAAGACACUUCACUUGAAGUGUCAGAUGAGCUAAAAAUGUUUAAGCCUAAAGAAGUCAAACAGGAGAAACCUUGGCCCAUUGGUAAAGUUAAGGAGUUGGAAGAUAUCAAGAAAGAGGAGGAACUCUCGGGUGGAGAAUUUGAUGCUGAUAAAGACACAAAGACCGAAACGUUCACAUCACAAAUCUUCAAUGAAGAAUUUCCAGAACUGAAUGAGAUUAAGUCAGACAUCAUUGAUUUAGAAAAGAGCCAAGCUUGCAAUCCAGAAGAUGAAACCAAAAAUAUGAACGUUGAUCAAAUAUGGCCUGAUGAAGAUAAUUCGCCACGUUGCAGUGACAACCCGCUUGUCAUCAGUUUAGAUGCACCUGAUGCCAAUUCUGAAAACUGUAAAAAGGAGAGCAUGGAGCCAAAUUGGUCUCCUCCGUUCAUGGAUGAGAUUGAGGUGACACUCGCCGAACCAUCAGACCCAAUGAAACAAGACCCUGUAAAUACCUCUGAUGAAGAUAUCAAUGUCGAUUAUUUGAUAGACAAUUUGGAUUUCAUUAAGAAGGAAAUGAGUGAGAGCUCUGCAGCCAAUUCAACAGAUGUUGUUGAAGAAGCGUCAGCGACGGAUAAGCCAACAACCGAAUUUGCAUCAAGUGGUGGAAAGUCCAAAUCACAGGGAAAGCGAGUCACCUGGAAUUUGCAGGAACCAGAACCCCAGUCUGACAAAAUGAGCAAAAUUGCCCUGUUCAAACUUAAACUCAAGCAGGAGGGGUUUCGACGAUCUACUGUCGCUCCGCAAACCUCCGUUCAGGAUAAAGCUCAGGCUGAACUCACAGAAAACGUUUCCAGCCCGCUGUCCCAAGACAAACCCAGCAGACGAAAAUCCCAAAAGGAAGAAGUUUUUCAGGAUCCCCAACAGAAGGAGAUGUACAUGAAGAAACUUCACAUGCAGGAACGAGCUAUAGAAGAGGUCAAACUGGCAAUAAAACCCUUCUAUCAGAAAAGAGACAUUACUAAGGAGGAAUACAAGGAGAUCUUGCGUAAGGCCGUUCAGAAGGUGUGUCACAGCAAGAGUGGCGAGAUCAAUCCAGUCAAAGUAGCCAACCUGGUCAAAGCCUACGUGGAUAAGUAUAAACACGCAAGGAAACACAAGAAAGAGGACAGUGGGCAGAGCCAACACACAGAUACGUCAAACAGUAUCGACUAGAUUUUAAUCUACGAUGAAAUUGAAAACUUUAAGGGCUCGGUCUGUUUUCAAGUAAAUUUGUCUUUUUGAUCGUUUGUAUGUUUUAUUGUGAAGAUUAUUUGAAAGUAAAUAUCUUUUCGAUAAUUGUGUGUCUAAAAUACACUAUACGUUCAAAGUCUAUGUACCAUUGUUUGAAAAGCGCUCAAGGGUUUGAGGUUUAUGAUAAAUAAUGGGUGGGGUACAAUACACGUCAAGCUUUGACUAAAACUCGUAAGAAAUUUCUAGGGCAAUAAUAGGCUACUGUCAGUUACUGACUUGUAGGUAUGUUUGUCUUUUUUGUUUGUUUUUGCGAGUUGAGUUGAACUUUGUGAUGGCCGCGAACAAAGUUUUUUUUUUUUUUUUACAGUUGCCUCUGUUCAGGUAGAAAGUUAUGAGGACUGUUUAAGCGUAAGAUACUAAAAUGCUCGAUUUGUUUCUGUAUUGAGCCACACUGGAGAGACAUUUAAAUCUAAAAUAUUUCUUUUUUCGAUGAAGAAUUAUGAAAGAAAGUUAUGUUGUAUUAAAAUAUGCACAUUACGUUAAAGUAUCAGUAAGAUCGACGUGCAUAAAAUAAUCUGCAAAUAAUAUAGGGUGACCAUACGUGCCAUUCUUCCCGAACGCAUUCUGGCCAGGAUUUCUGUGCGUCUUCCGGAAGUCGUAUUUGUUGACCGCAUACGCCAUUCAGUUAAAAACAUAAGACAUACAAUCGUAGUUUCAUUCUUACCUUAAAAGGUAACGGUUGCUUUUCUGUAAUAAUGACAAUAAUCCUCUAUGAUGUAUGCGGUCGACAAAUACGACUUCUGGAAGACGCACAGAAAUCCUGGCCAGGGAGGAAUGGCACGUAUGGUCACCCUAAAUAAUAUUGAUUUAAAUUAUGAUAAAAAUCCACUCUCGUGUUGAGUCUUCAUGAGACUCGUAAAGCAACUUGGUUGAUUCAAUUUUGACUGAAACGUUAAUAAUUUAAUUCAAACUGGAAAACUUGCAAUAGACCUCACCCAGUAGACACUUGUUUUUUUAUUCAGGUUUUGUAAUGUAAAUAAAGUGAUAUAUGAGAUUCUCCCAUGAUGUACAACUGUAAUGCAUCUUUGCUCAAAUGUGGACAUGUAUUCGAAUUUGUUUCUUUUUAAUUUACUAAUCUGUACAAAUAUACGUCGAGAGAAAACGAUAAUGGCUUAGAGGUGUAAUCCAAACGGUCUUUCAGAAGAUUUUCAUGAAUUAAGCUUUUAUUUGUUCCAGAAGUGGAUUGUAAUAUUUCGAAAAUAAGUUUUCUCAUUUAAUUCGGUGGUGGUGAGGUGUACCGAAUGCUUGGAUCCGUUUACCUGUGACAUAUUGCAUGAAAUAGAUUUGUGAAUUGGAGCAUCCAUGUUGCUAUUUGUAAAUAAUUUUAUUAAAUACAUUAUUUAAUAAAAAAAUCAAUUUCA
Molecule: messenger RNA, 6680 nt
Organism: Misgurnus anguillicaudatus (oriental weatherfish)
Lineage: Eukaryota; Metazoa; Chordata; Actinopteri; Cypriniformes; Cobitidae
Source: RefSeq, a predicted model, not a curated record